This is a messenger RNA of Trichechus manatus latirostris (Florida manatee), 9633 nucleotides long. Its product is annotated as zinc finger protein 234. Gene Ontology annotation, biological process: regulation of DNA-templated transcription. Bases 4391 to 6292 code for a protein of 633 amino acids. The record is from RefSeq and is a predicted model, not a curated record. The transcript has 5 exons. NCBI's taxonomy places the organism in Eukaryota, Metazoa, Chordata, Mammalia, Sirenia, Trichechidae.
GCGUUUUGGGCGGUUCGCGCGUGCAGGGUUGGUAACGAGUUCGGGUCGCUCAUUCCCUGGUUUGAGGGUUUUCCCGGCUCUCUGCUCCCGGCAGCCGUCUACCUCCAGCUUUCAUCCGCGCUGCCACCACCUCACGGUAUAGCGUUGGGCGAGUUAUUUAAUCUUUCUGUGCCCCCGGUUGCUUUUCUGUAAAAAGGGGAUGUUACUAUUCGUAAUAGAAUUGUUUCGAGAAUUAAAAGAGGUAGUAUGAAUAGAAGUCUUAAAACAGUUCACGGCACAUGAUGAGUGGUGAUAUCCGUUGUUAGUAAUAUUUAAUUUCCCGAAAAACGCUCAGUUCCCUGAAAGCGACGAAGCCAGAGCUCCAACUGCAGUGGCCCUGGCCCUUCUCUGUGAUCUCUGCCGAGCCUGGAUCUUCACGGAUGAUCUGACUCUUUUUUCUAGCAAGGAAGGGGUGGCUUCUAGCUGGUACAAGCCCCGAUUUCUCAAAAGGGACUGCAGGGAGGUGGAAGCACUGACUCCUUGGCUACUGGCAACAGAGCCACACUUUGGCCUUCCCAGGACUCUGUGUAUCUCAGGACUCUGUAUAUCACCAGAAGUAGGAAGAAAAAUGAGCACAUUUAUGGUGAGUGGGCUUACCUUUUUGCUCUUAAAAUUCUUCUCAUUACGCAGAUUGGACACUUGGUUUUCUCAUUCUUGUAAAGCCUCAAGGAGAACAGUAGACAUUUGAGGACCUUCUGUGUGCUUGCUUUGUCUGUUUUUGGUUUACUUUGGAUUUAUUUUUAGUUUUUGUUUUAUUUUUAUCUUUUCUUUUUCUUUCAAAAGUAAAAGAAUGACUAGGAAUGAACAGUUCUCCUACUUUACUACUUCUUUGCUUGCUAAUCUAACUAUGUUUAUUUUCUAACACUUUUUCCUAAUAUACCUUUAUAACUAUAUUUGUAUUCAUGAUAUACACCUAAUUUUAAAUUGUGCUUUUUUAAUUUAAUAUAAAGCAUUCAUUUGUUAUAGUUAAUAUCAUUUUCCAAUUGAAUUGUUGCAUCUUUUAUUUUUAACCACUUUUAACUCAUAAAAAUUUAUUUGCUUUCUGAAUUUUACUGUUUUAAACAACACUACAGUGAUAGUUUUCUUGCAUAAAACAUUUUCUCCUAGAAAUCAAUUCUGAAAAAGUGCUCCUUCUCUAUGGUGUACUGGUAGCUCAAUAUUGAAAAGGUUCAUUUGACAUUUGGUACAUUGGGUGUUUGGUAGAAUAUUCAAAUAUGCCACAGUGCAACAGGGCCAAUAUUGUUGGAUGUUAUCAUGUAGGAAGAGCUAGAUUCUGUGUUACCAUGCUAGAGCCAUUCUCUGUUUGUGUUUUACUGUUUGUUUUUUUUCUUCUUCAUGUAUUAAUUACUUUUAUGAAAGCAAUACAUAACCUUAGUUUAAAUCAUCCCAGGAUAAUACUAGAAGAUUUGCCAAGCAUUUGCAUUCUGUCACUACAUCUACUCCUCAUUGAGGAGGUGCUUGGUCUCUUCAUUUUAAAGACGUGAAAUAUGAGAAGCCUGUUAAGGUUCCCACAGGAAAUCAAGAAACAGGAGUGUUAGGCAUCCUGUUAGAGUGAAAGAGAGAGACGUGAGGAAAGAGACCCAUACACCAGUAGUGUGGGUGCCUGGAGUGUUGUCCUGAGUGAUGAUUUCCAGAGGUGAUGCUGCUCCUCUCCUGGCUCCUCUUCUCUGCACCUCUUCUCUUCCCAGUGACCUCCUCUUCAAGUGCACUGCAGUGGUCAGAGCUCCAGCCAUAUGAAUACAGUGAUUAGCCCAGUGGUGUUAUAAAAUUUUUAAAUUCUUCCUUGGCAAAAGAUACUUAUACAGUGUUACAAGAACAAAUAACUACUUUGGUGGAAGUAUUUACAAUAUAUAUGCUAGAAAAAGACAUAACAUUUAGUGUAGAACUAUUAGAGUCACAAACAACAACUGUUACCGUCGAGUCAGUUCCGACUCAUUGUGACCCUAUAGGACAGAGUAGAACUGCCCCAUAGGAUUUCCAAGGUGCGCCUGAUGGAUUCGAACUGCCGACCUUUGGUUAGCAGCUGUAGCUCUUAACCACUGUGCCGCCAAGGUUUCCAUUAGAGUCACAGGAUAAAGGAAAAUAUCAGUAGAAAUACAGCAAAGAUCAUGAACAGACAAGGUAAAAAGGAGAAAUAGAAAUAACCAAUAAACAUGUUUAUUUAUAAUUGAAUAAGUGAGAAUUCUAAAAAUGAGUUUUUUUUCUUUUUUUUAGUCAGGUGAUCAAAAUGAAGUAAAAAUUUACAAACUGCCAUUUUAUGAAGAGUUAGGGUUACUUCUGCUUGAAGAUGAGUGAAGGAGGAAGAAAAUCUGGCAUUUGAUCAUAAGUUUAAAUAUGCUUAUUGACAUUUUAAUUUUCAUUUUAAAUCAGACAAGGGAGGAAGAUGUACAUAAAAAGAUGUUCUUUUUAGGACGGGUUAUAAUUAGAAAAAUAUUUAAAAUUAAAUGUAAAUUUUUAGAACUGAUAAAUACAGAUCAUCAGUACCAUGGUGCAAAUGCCUUCAAACAUCACAGGUAAGGCCACAGCUCUCCACAAGACUGUCCUCACUGCAGACAUCUGCUCCGAGCUUAGCACCACCCUCACUUUUGACCAGCUGACUCUAAAUUCAGGGAUGUCAGUACUCCAUCUGGUUCAAUAAUUUGCUGAAACAUCUCACAGAGUGUAAGAAAGACUAUACUUAAAAUACAUUUUUAUUAUAUCAAAAGGUUAUAAAUCAAAACUAGCCAAAGGGAGAGAUGCAUAGGGCUAGGUCUUGGAGGGUCCAGGUGAUGAAAUGAGUUCCUUUAUGUGGCCUUUUGCCUUGGUUCUUUGGAAAAACAGCUUGAGGGAUUUUUCCCCUAAGCCCUGAGGAGUUACCUUUGCCCUAGUUUUCCAUCCCAGAGGGUUACUUUUGUCCAGGUUGAUUGACAUUUCCUGAGUAAGCUGUAAAUAGCUUGGUUUGAUGCUUUUUAUCUGGUCCUGGGCUGCAGCCUGCCCUGUGAUUGGUAUACACCUUGCACUGAUUGGUUAAUAGACUAUGCAGAUGAGGUGAGUUGUAGCCCAGCUACGCCUGCUAUGCAAAUGCAGUGUCUGUGGCCUACUUAGAGGGGAUUGGUCAGUUUGUGGCCCUGAUGGGAGUGCCCUUUCUUGAAAUGGACCAGGAGUUUGUGUAUUUAAGCAGCCAGCCCCACAGAGGUUUAGUACACAAAAAGAAGCAGGCAAACAGGAAGCAGGAAGAAGCAGAAGGAAGCAGGGGAGACAGAAAGAAGCAGGAAGAUAAGCAGAAAGAAGCGAGAGAGAGAAGAGGCAAGAACCUCCUAAAAGGGCCAUAACAGUCAAGGGAUGUAACACUAAAGACAGCUACAGGCUCAGAAGGUGCCCAGAGGCAGAGCCAGCAGCAACAGGCCCAGAAGGGGCUCAGCAGCAGAGCUGGUGGUGACAGAUGGCAGGGCCAAGAGUAGCCUGUCCUCAGCGGCUAAGAGGAGGCCUGCACAGUCAGUUAAGAGAAGCUGAGAGUUGUCCGCACUGAAGAAGGGAGACUUUGCCUACAUGCUUCCUGCUCCUGUAUUGUAGCCUGUUGAUCCUGAUCCCGAGUUGUACCCUGUUCCUUCAUAAACCGCAUAACUUUAAAUAUGAUCUGUGAGUUCUGUGUGGCCAUUGCAACAGAUUAGCGAACACAGCAGAGAAGUAGAGAGUGCCGGGGGAGGGAUAGCUGGUGUUAGAGUUGGUAUAACGGUUGGAGAGCGGAGCUGCGUCUGACCUCCACCUCAUAGGGAUUGGCCUUGGGCUGAUCUUGAUUUGCGUUAUCCCCCCUGAAGUUAGGCAGGUUCUGACGGUACUACUAUUACUGCUAGUCCCGUUUUACAGUCCUAAACACAAAGCUUCCAUUCUUUUCAAAGACACAUCACCUUCCUGGCACAUCAGUGUGUGACAGUAUGCAGCAUAUUGUCAGCCAGGGAAGCUAACCUGAGCUUUGGUAUCCAGAGUUUUUAUUGGGAUAUCAUUAUAGGCAUGAUUGGUUCAAUCAGGACCCCAUGAUUGAACUCAAUCUCCUGUUCCUUGGUAUCAUGUGUCUCAAAGCUCCAAACCUCUGAUCAUAUGGUUGAUCUUCCUGGUAUGACCAUCCCCCAUCAUCAGUCAUCAUGUUAGCAUAAACUACCAGGUAUUGUCCCAGGAGACCACCAGGAAUAAUAAAGACACUCUGCCUACCAGGAACCAGGGACAAAGUCCAGCCAAAUUCUUUAAUUCACACCUGGAAUAUUGUACAGCUAUGAAAUAGAAAUCAGUGACAUUCAAGGAUGUGGCCGUUGUCUUCAAUGAGGAAGAGCUGGAGUUGCUGAAUUCCUUCCAGAGGAAGCUGUACCGAGAAGUGAUGCUGGAGAACUUCAGGAACCUGGUCUCUUUGGGAGGCAAGUUCCCAAAGGAGAUGGAGACUACUUCACAAACAAGGCAACAGGAGGAACUUUUCUGCUGGCAAAUCUGGCAACAAAUUGCAAGUGACUUAACCAGGUGUCAAGACUCCAUGAUAAACAGUUCUCAGUUCCACAAACAGGGUGAUUCAGCCUUCCAGGUUGGGGCAGGACUAUCUAUUAUUCACAAAUCAGAGAAACUUUAUCAGUAUAAUGAAUGUACAGAAACCUUCAGUGAUGCCUCCAGCUUUGAUCUUCCUCAGCAGUUACACUCAAGAGAGACGUCUCACGUAUGUUCUCAGUGUGGAAAAAGCUUCCGUUAUAGCUCAGGUCUUCGUAAUCAUCAUAGAGUUCACAUGGGAGAGAACUGCUAUAAGUGUGAUGAGUGUGGGAAGAAAUUUAGUCAGAAACCACAUCUGCAGACUCAUCAGAAAGUCCACACUGUAGAGAAACCACACAAAUGUGAGGAAUGCGGGAAAGGCUUCAGUCGUAAAUCAGCACUUACUGUACAUUGCAAAGUCCACACAGGAGAGAAACCUUACAAUUGUGAAGAAUGUGGAAGGGGUUUCAUUCAUGCCUCGCAUCUUCAGGAACAUCAGAGAAUCCACACUGGGGAGAAACCAUUCAAAUGUGAUGUAUGUGGUAAGAAUUUCCGUCGUAGAUCAGCACUUAAUACUCACUGCAUGGUCCAUACAGGAGAGAAACCAUACAGAUGUGAGGAGUGUGGGAAAGGCUUCACUUGUAGUUCAAAUCUUUGUAUUCAUCAGAGGGUUCACACUGGAGAGAAGCCUUAUAAGUGUGAGGAAUGUGGUAAGAGCUUCAUUCAGCCUUCCCAAUUUCAAGCCCAUCAGAGAAUCCACACUGGAGAGAAACCAUACAUAUGUAAGGUGUGUGGGAAGGGCUUCAUUUACAAUUCAAGUUUUCAAGCCCACCAAGGCAUCCACACUGGAGAGAAACCAUACAAAUGUGAGGAGUGUGGGAAGAGCUUCAGGAUGAAAAUUCAUUAUCAAGUUCAUUUGGUAGUCCACACAGGAGAAAAGCCCUAUAAAUGUGACGUGUGUGGGAAGGGUUUCCGCCAGCGUUCGUAUCUGAAAAUCCAUCAGAAGGGCCACAGCGUAGAGAAACCUUAUAAAUGUGAGGAGUGUGGGCAAGGCUUCAAUCAGAGUACACGCCUUCAAGUUCACCAGCUGAUCCAUACUGGUGAGAAACCGUACAAAUGUGAAGAGUGUGGGAAAGGCUUCAGUCGCAGAGCAGAUCUUAAAAUUCAUUGUAGAAUCCACACAGGAGAGAAACCCUAUAAUUGUGAAGAGUGUGGAAAGGGCUUCAGUCAGGCAUCACAUCUUCUGACCCAUCAGAGGAUCCACAGUGGAGAAAAACCAUUCAGAUGUGAAGUGUGUGGAAAGAACUUCAGUCGGAAUUCACACCUUGAAGCCCAUCAAAAAGUGCAUAAUGGAGAAAAGCCAUAUAAAUGUGGAGAGUGUGGAAAGGGCUUCAAGUGGAGCUUGAAUCUUGACAUGCAUCAGAGGGUCCACACAGGAGAGAAACCUUAUAAGUGUGAGGAGUGUGGUAAGUACUUCAGUCAGGCCUCAAGUCUUCAACUUCAUCAGAGUGUCCACACUGGAGAGAAACCGUACAGAUGUGAUACGUGUGAUAAAGUCUUCAGUCGAUCUUCACAACUUCAGUAUCAUCAGCGAGUUCACACAGGAGAGAAACCUUACAAAUGUGAGGUAUGUGGUAAGAGCUUCAGUUGGAGAUCAAAUCUUGUAAGUCAUCACAAAACCCAUGCUGGUGAUAAAAUUUCUGAAAGUGAUAAUAGUGGUAAGAACAUUAGAGAAGCAUCACACGAAAGAAGUUCUACAAAGUGAUGUUUUCUAAGAAUUUAAUUUGCAACCUGAAUUCUUCUAAUCAUCAUGUCUCAGGAGAGAAAACAUUUAUUUAUAUCUGUAUUUCACCCAUAGUGCAACAUAGCCAGAGGUCAACACACCACACAGCAGAGAACAUUUUGAAGUGGUGCAGGAAGGGCUUCAGUCAGAUCCUUGGCAUUUAUUAUGUAUCACUCAAGAGACAGGCCUUGGAAAGAAUAAGAGUUUGAUCUGGCCUUUAACAAAAGCGUAACGAUGUGCAUGCCAAAAUUGAUGUCCACUGGAAUGUAAGCUCCAUGAGGGCAGGAACUUUGCUGCAGCAUCAGUACAACCUUAGGAUUGACUACACUUUGUAGGUAUGCUCAAUACUUGUUUGUUAAUGAAUCAAAAAGAGAAAAUGUAGAAUAUUUGAAAAUUUUUAUCCAGAAGAGGAAACUUGCAAAAAUGAAUAUUUCAAAGAACAAACAUUAGUUUAAAUGUGGAAAACCACUCAGUACUGCAGUCUGCAAUAUUAACAGGGUGUUAACUUAUUGCAGUUGACUCCUGUCCUCCCCACAGCCUCUGUUUUCAACUUGGAUCUUAUUAUUUGUGGGUCUGUCUACUGUUCUAUCAGUUGUAACACUACAAAUUUCACUAUCUUUUACGAUUUUUCUGACAAUGGAGACUGAAAAAGUUUGUUAACUUUGCUACAAGUUAUUGCAUAUUAAACAAUUGAAUUGGUUUUCAGUGUUCUUAAAGCAAGGAUUUAUCAUAACACUUUGAAAGUAUCAGAAAUAGUUACCAAUGACCAAAAAAUGUUUUAGUCAACUUUGAAUUGAUCAUUGAUAUCUGGUUUUCUGCAUUUCAACCAAGGCUUUGAUAUGGUUGCUUUCUAAUUGCUGUAGCAUCUUUUUUUUUUUUUCCCAACCAAAACAGCUGAGGUAGACGCUAUGCCAUAUUUGAAGGACAUUAAUACUGGCAAGUUCCCUACUGCAUAUUCUUCCCCCACACCCAUAAAACAAAUACCAAAAAAAGUAUAAGAAUUUGAUAAUUGUAUCAAAUGUAUUCAUUAUGGGGACAGAACUGAUAUUUAUACUUUUCUGUAUUGUAGUAAUGUAUGAUUUCUUGAAAAGGGUGUAUUUUUAGAUGUGUAAUAAUGCUUUUCUUUAAUUUGGAGAUCAUACAGCUAUGAGAUUAAAAUACAGAAAAAUGUUUAGCACAUCAGUGAUGUGACUGAAAUUUUUCAAAUGGAAGUAGCAAGCAUUCAUUUACAGGAAUUUUAGUUUUGAUACAUUCUUGUAAUAGUAUGACGCCAUUGAAAUGAUGGCAUAGACAUAUUUACAGGAUAAUAUAUGAAUGUUAGAAGAUGAUGCAUUGUAGCUUUCAUAGUGUCACACACAAAUGUGUGUGCAUGUGUGCACAUACGUAAGAUAAUUUUUAAGGGAGUCCUCACCCUUAGUGGUUUUCUCUGGCAAGAAGUGUUUUGUGGGAUUUUAUUAUUUCAUAAAUUACAUUUUAAAAUUUCAAUGAACAUUAGCAUUACCAAAUGAGGCAAUCAUGUACAAUAGAAUUUGAAAAAGUAUUAAUAUCAAUCCUUUAUAAUUAGGACACAUAAUAUGAUUGCUGUAUAUUAUAUAGCAUCUAAAAUUUUAAUAAGACCCCAGAAAUCAAUUAAAAAAAAAAAUUCUCUGGUUGUUUGAAUACAUAGAUAAAUUAAUGAAUGUGAGCACCUAUAUGUUUGCAGUUAAUGCCUGUGACACUUCUUUAAUCAUAAAUCCAUAACGGAGAGGGCAAAUCCUGGAGAUAAGAACAAAGUGAGUAUACAUGUGUUGUGGAGGUAAAAAAAAAAAUAAAGAUUCCCUGAGGAAAAGAUGCAUUUAGGGAGGCAAUAUAGCACGACAGUAGUGGACUCUCUCAGAAUGUGGAACCAGCAGGGACAAAGCAGGUUUAGGUGCCAUUCUAUACUCCUUAGACACUACAGGGAUAUUUUAAGUGUAUUUGAUUAAAGGGCUUACUCAGUGUCUUGGUUACCUAGUGCUGUCGUAACAAAUACCACAGGUGGGUAUCUUUAAAGGACAAAUUUAUUUUCUCACAGUUCUGGAGGCAAAAUGUUCAAAUUCAGGGUGUGGUUCUAGGGAGAGGUUCUGCCUUGUCCGUUGUUCCCAGUUAUUCAGUCAAACAGGAAUCUAGGUGUUGCUCUGAAAUAUUUUGUUGAUGGGAUGAGAGCACAUAAUCAGUUGAGUUUAAAUCAAGGAGAUUAUCCUAGAUACUCUGGGUGUACCUGACUCAAUCAGUUAAAAGGCCUUGAGAGCACAGUUGAGGCUUCUUUGAAGAUAGGAAUUCUGUGGAUACUAGCUUCAGCUCACACCUGAGAGUCCAGCUUGCCUUCUUGAUCACCUGCCCUGUGUAUUUUGAGUCAGCCCCCACAAUCAAGUAAGCCAGUUCCUUGCAAUAAAUCUUAAUGUAUAUCUCUUACUGGUUCUGUUUCUCUGCUUGAACACUAACUGAUAGAGGUUUUGGUACCAGAAGUAGAUUUAGAGGAACAGGAUUUUAAGGAUAAGUUUUCUGAUUUUUUUUUUCCAUUCAUACAUUUGUUGAAUGUAUGAUACAUUUAUUUGAGUAAUAUAUCAAUGGGUGGAACCAAGAGGUUCUAAUGUAUGAAUUUGGUCAAUUUUAGUAGAUACUUGCAAGUAGUAUUUCAAAGUAGUUAUACCAAUUCACUUUUUUACCAGUGGUAUGCAAGUGUUGGCAUCUUUGCCAACAUUUGUUUUCACUUUCUUAAAUUUUAGCCUUCUGGUCGGAAUGUAGUGCUUUCGCAUACUAAUUUAAUUUGCAUUUUUGUUAUGUCUAAUAGAGUUUAGUAUCUUCAUUGAUAAUUGGCUACUUCCUCUUUUCUGAAAUGUUUAUUCUGUAUUGUGCCCAUGUUUGUGUUGCCUGUCUUUUUCAUAAUGAUUGGAGGAUUUAUAUUCUGCAGAUGAAUCUUUUGUGUCAUACAUGUUUUUUAAGUCUCUCACUUUUGCCUUUUCACUCUGUUAAAGGUGCGUUUUGAUGAACUUAGGUUCUUCACUUCAAAAUACUCCAGUCUUUCGUAGUUUUUUUUUUUUUCCCCAUAGUUUGUGAUUUUCUUGGUCUUCCUUAAGAAGUUUUUCCUCUUCCAAGGAAACAAAGUUCUCUUAUGCUUCUUUCCUAAAAGUAUCAUUGUUUGACGUUUCAAGUUUAAACCUGCAGUAUUUCUGGAUUUAAUAUUUUUGUAAUUGUCAGAUAGUGAUCAAUAUUUUUUCCCGUAUGGAUAUUCUGUUGAUCCAGAACAACAUAAGGACCUCUUUCCCCUCCCUGCUUCAGUGUUUUCACACAUCAAAUUGAAA